This is a messenger RNA of Camponotus floridanus (Florida carpenter ant), 790 nucleotides long. RefSeq lists its product as uncharacterized. Gene Ontology annotation, cellular component: plasma membrane. NCBI's taxonomy places the organism in Eukaryota, Metazoa, Arthropoda, Insecta, Hymenoptera, Formicidae. The record is from RefSeq and is a predicted model, not a curated record. Bases 62 to 790 code for a protein of 242 amino acids. Gene Ontology annotation, molecular function: olfactory receptor activity; odorant binding. The transcript is spliced from 6 exons. Gene Ontology annotation, biological process: sensory perception of smell; detection of chemical stimulus involved in sensory perception of smell.
GUACUGCACACGUAAUAUUACAAACUUAAAAGAAACCAAGAUAUUUCCAGUACUUUGUGAAAUGAACUUCAAUGGUGAUUAUUAUUAUAAGUUUAAUCGUAUUUUUUUGUCAGCUAUUGGUCUAUGGCCGCAUCGUUAUAUUACAUUGCGGCAAAUUCAAGGCAUCAUAUCAUCGUUUAUUUUGAUAUCAGUAACAAUUCCUCAGUUAAUAAAAUUGAUCACAACAAAAUAUGAUGCGGAUAUCAUUUUAAGAGUUCUAUCAUCUGCCUUACCAUUCAUGUUAUUUAUUGUAAAAUACGUUACUUUUUAUUUCGUCACUGACGAUAUAAAAGAAUUAAUGCAACAAAUUCAGAAUGAUUGGAAUACCUUGAAAGAUAAUAAUGAACGGGAAAUAAUUCAUCGAUACGCAAAAGCCGCAAAAUUAUGUACUACAUCUUUAGCAACAUUGAUUUACGUAUGUAUAACCAUGGUUAUUUGCAUUCAGUAUGUGCCAAGUUUUCUCAACAUCUUAGUGCCACGAAACAAAUCUCAGCGAGUCGAAUUAUUAUUUCAAGUCGAAUAUUUCAUUGAUCAAGAAAAAUAUUAUCACACAAUCCAAUUUCAUUUAGAUAUAGGGUUAAUACUCGCUGCGAUAACGAUUCUAUCUACUGAGUCAUUUUGUUUAUCACUUGCCAUACACGCAUUUGGGAUGUUUAAAAUAGCUAGUUAUCGCAUGGAAUAUAUAAUCGAUGAAAAUGUAUCAAAUAUAUUCAUAAUUUUUCCAAGUAAUCAGAUCGAAUGUAAUAAGUGA